This is a messenger RNA of Podarcis raffonei (Aeolian wall lizard), 5122 nucleotides long. It is a transcript of the gene URB2, whose product is annotated as URB2 ribosome biogenesis homolog. The record is from RefSeq and is a predicted model, not a curated record. The coding region runs from base 191 to 4792 and encodes 1533 amino acids. Gene Ontology annotation, biological process: ribosome biogenesis. Gene Ontology annotation, cellular component: nucleolus. The transcript has 10 exons. NCBI's taxonomy places the organism in Eukaryota, Metazoa, Chordata, Lepidosauria, Squamata, Lacertidae.
CGAGACUAUACUGAAUGGGCUUCACUGUUAAGAAAGCGUGCGACCUUAAUAGCACGUGUGGCACUUGGUUGUGAGGGAUCUGUGUCAAAGUAUUUAGGAUCUUUUUUUGAACGAGAGGUGCCAAAUUUUCCAGUUUCCCUGGAAGUCCAGUCAUUGCCUGCUUCUUGAUUUUUCAUACGAUACUAUCUUCAUGGCUGCAAUUUACUCUGGCAUUCACCUGAAGCUAAAAAGUACAAAGACAUCAUGGGAGGACAAACUCAAGUUGGCUCAGUUUGCAUGGAUUUCUCAUCAGUGCUUUCUUCCAAACAAAGAACAAGUCUUGCUGGAUUGGGUGUGCCAUACCCUGGUUUCCUGUUCCAAUAAGAAACUUGAAUUGCCCAAUGAUAUUGUUGAGAAGCUUUGGAUGUACCUGGACAACAUCCUUCAUAGCAGGAAGCUGCAGAGUCUCUUCAAGGAUGGAAAGACAAUCACCCUACGUUUUUCAAUUGCACAGGUCAUGAAUGAAAAGCUUUCCACCUCUUACGCCCAAAAAACCUUGAGGGACGUUGGCACUGUGCUAAGUUGCUGUAGUGGCAUCCUGUCUGUGCCCCCUCUCUCGAUAGUUUACACUGCAAAAUUUGAGCUCCUGGUGGACCUUCUGAGCAAGUUGUCCUGUCUGGCGUGUUGGCAGUUGUCAUCAGAAGAGGCUGUGUCACCCCAGUUGCUUGAAGUCCUCCAGCUGACCUUCCAGCAGUACCUCCUGAUUCAGAGGCAGCAGGCCAAUGCGAACCGCGUAUUUGGGCAAGUGACUAAGCAGCUGCUUCAGCCGUGCCUGCUCCUGAGGCAUUUGCUCACUAGCGGGGCAUGGACGCAGGCGGAAGACGGCCAUCUGCGUCAGCAUCAGAGCAAGGAGAUCCGGAGCAGCAUAGAAGCCCUGCUGGCGGCUGGUAUUUUCCGGCCAGAACUCUUGCCGUCUUACAGUGAAGAGUUGCUGCAAGAGAAGGAGCCUCACGCCACAAGAAAAGGGGGUUUGAAACAUCUCCUGCUGCCGGCCAGCACAAUCCAGGCUAGAUUAGAAGAUGCUAGUUUUUGUCCUCCAGCUCUUCAUGGGAAAGUGGUAGCAAACUCAGUGCCUCUGCUCUUUAAGUUGUUCCUAGAAUCUUACAAUAAGGCCGAAAACCACCUUGUCUGCUUCCACAUGCUCACCAGGCUUUAUCGCUGUCUAAGGAUUUCCAACCUGCAAGAGGAUCUUUGGAUCAGCCAGUUUUCUCCGUCAGAGUGGACCUCGGAGCUCCUGGCCAUGGAGCAGCUUUUGAACUCGGUGCUGAGCAACGGCAUCUAUAACGUUGCCGCGGAUAGGAUUCGGCACAAGGAAGUGCAGUUUCACUUUUACCGCCAGCUGGCACAGAUUCUGGUGAGUCAUUCCCAGCCUGCCAUCCCUGCCUGGUUCAGGUGUCUCAAGGCCUUGAUCUCCUUAAAUCAUUUGAUUGUGGAGCCUGAUUUGGACGACUUGGUGGCCUCUGCUUGGAUUGAUGCAGAGGUCUCUGAGCCGCGUACAAAAAAGGCUCAGGAGACACUCGUCGCGACUCUCUUCCACACUUACGCCAAGCUGCGCCAGUUCCAAAAGCUCUUUGAGGAGGUUCUGUCUGUCAUCUGCCGUCCUGCUGCAGAGGAGCUGAGGCUCCCGGUUCUUCCUGCAGGCAUCCGGGCCAAGCUCUGCGAGUGCCUCCUCGAUCUGCCACCCAAUCAGAUCCUGGACAUUGUGGCGCUCAUACUGGAGAAGUGCCAGACUUUCCUUAUACCUGAUGUCAGAGGAGACUCUGACGUGGCCUCGAAGCUCCAGUCCAUGAGCUCAUUGCUGCAUUCUGUUCUGUUCCAUAUGAGGAGCUUAGAUGAUUCCACCCCGUUGCCUGUUGUGCGUCGGACUCAGACUCUGAUGGAGACGAUGCAGAGGGAGGUGAUCCGAGCUUUGUUUGUCCUGCUGACAGAUUGCCAGGCAGAAGAAACGGAGCUGGAGCUUUGGGUAGAGAAAGUUGGUGGCUCUGCUCUCCUCCUUGCUUGCACUUGGGUAGCGGUCAAUACUCUUUUCAGUUUAAAUUGCCCAAAGUAUGCCUCCCCGGUAGGCAAAACAACCUUGGCUCUUACUGAUUCCACCGUAGGCAACUGGGACUUCUCGGCUGUCCUCCCUGGUUUGGAUACGCAGUGCUGGGAGAAGAUCACAAAGCUCUUAAGCUGUUCCUGCUCAGGGAGCAGAUACUGUACAGAAUGGCUGGUGCUUCAGAAAAUGAAGAUGAUGCUGAUGGAAUCCAGCUCUCAGACAGAGGCAUCCCACCAGGCUUUGCAGUGUGCUGGAGCUUUCAUCCUUCAGUCUGGAAGAUGUUGCACGAAUGGAGAAGAGUCAGAGCCCUGGGAUGGCAAUGCAGGCGCAAUAACUAGCCUCACUUACCCUACCGCUCAUUGGCACCUCGUAGUCUCCAACCUUCCCAUCCUGGCCCCCUAUCUAUCCAUGAGUGAUACAUGGUACGUUGCAGGUGUGCUCCUGAAAACACUCUUGGCGAACCAGACACAGGCAGCCCCUGAUGGUGACGGCAGCUCCUUAAUCACCAUUGGAAAGGUGUCUACAGAUUUGCUGCAUAGUCCUCUUCUUCCAGAACUGCGGGUGCUACAUUCCUCUUUCCUAAGCCACAUAGUCCAGCACUGUGCGAGCAUCGUUGCCAACCAGCCUUUACAACAGCUGUCUGCAGAAGAUGUGCCAUGGUGUGAGUUUGACCCUUCUGGUUGCGGUGCCAGCACAGGGCCUAGCAGCGAACCUUCCAUGUGCUGGACAGCAAUGGAGAAAGCUGCUCAGAUUAUACUAUCAUCAGCAAAGGGGAGGGAUUAUGUGACCUUGGAAGAAGAGCACCUCAAUAGGCUUUUGGGUUUGCUGGAUAUAAUUUCGGCGUUGAAUCUGGACAGCCUCUUUCCUUUGGGCCACACGCGGUGCUUCCUUUUGCUGUUAUCUUUGGCUGCCAACACCAAGGCAAGCGUUGCUUGCAGCGAGGCCUUGUCUCUGAAGUUCAGGACAACCUGCUACCGUCUCCUGGCCUGCCUGCAGACAAGCAGGAACGCAAAUUCGUCCUUCAAGGUCCUGCAUGCCAGUGAUGUUCUCGAAGCCGCCCUCUCCUCUGCAUUUGCAGCGUGCAAGACUUCGGCCGGCGUUUCAGCAGCUGCUCCGUGGGAUGAAUUUCUAUGCGGGGUCCAGGUCUUUUUGGAGCACUACCUUCAGUUCACUCUCGAGAGGAGGCAAAGUGUGAAGCUGAACCUGGAAAAGUUCAUGUCGUUCCUAGCCACUUGCAAGCCGUGUGCAGCCAGCAGCGAACAUGCUGAGAGCUGGAGCCCUGCUGCUGACCAGCUCCUCUUGGUGGCAGUAACAGCACAGUGUCAAGUUCUGACUUUGCACCUCCAGCACCUCCAGCAGCAGGGGAGCCAUCAGGCUUCAGGAACACUGCCUGUUUUGCUGGAACAGGCAGUGCUGCAGACGGGAGCAACCAUCCAGCUCUGCCUUAGAAAUCACACAAAAGGCCAGCCGUUGCCUUUGGUGUUCCUGCCGUGCAUUACUACCCUUCUGAAAGCAGAUUCUUUUCUUGCGCAGUCGGUGACGGGGGAGAAUGCGCAAAAAAGCCCCGCACAGCCGAGCAAAUGCCAGCAGCUGUCUCACCGCGAAUUGUAUCAACGUUUCUACAUUCAGCUCUUGAGAGAACUUGACUUGGCUGGUGGCAACGUCCAGUUUCUUCGCUCUGCACUGCAGUUCCUAACUGCCUUCUGUUCCAUGCCCGAACUGUAUCCUGCACAAGCAACUUCCAUUGUUGCAUUUCACUCCAUCAGAAAACUACUUGCAGGUCCUGGAGUCACCGUCCAAGUGAUUCGAGAUCUGGAAGUGCAGCUGACAGAACUGAUGGCCCAGCUGGUGGAGAAUUGUACCCCUGACGACUUUUGUGCCAUGUUGAGGGUGGUGCUUGAGGGAUUAGAUGUUCGCAAUAUUUGGAAACAAAAUCAUGAAGAAGCAUUGUCGGCUGUUACUCUAGUCAAAGUGCUGCUUGGCUGCCCUUUAAGCAGAGAGAAAGAGAAAGCGUUCUGGUUUUCCAGUCCCCGGAUAAUCACUGCUUUAGUUAUGCAAAUGAAAGAGGCAUCUCAAGAUCCAAAGCGCAUACCCAUCCUCGUAGUACCUAUACUGGAGACAGUGGCAGCCCUCCUAAGGCAAGGAGAAGGCGUUCUCUCUAAUCCGCAUCAUGUCACCCUGGUGUUCAAUAUUCUUCUGACUGUCCCUCUCGACCAAAGGGAGUAUGGGAACAUCUUCCUGGGAAUUCACGAGGUUCUCUUUUCCAUCCUGCAGUGUCAUCCUAAGGUGAUGCUCAAAGCAGCUCCAUCUUUCUUGAACAGUUUCCAUAGACUGGUUAUUUCAGUUAUGCACGAGGGGAAACAGAAAGGAGACAGAGGGAUCACAGAUGAAUUUGAAGUUAUACUGAAGUGUGCCCACUUGGUGGAGCGUAUGUAUUCUUAUAUUGCUGCAAAAACAGAAGAAUUCACUGUGUUAUCUUCCUUCAUUGUGGCCCAGUAUGUAAUUGAACUGCAGAAGGUGACUUUGCACCCAGCUGUAAAGAAACAUCUAACUGAGGGGAUUUAUCACAUCCUAGAUCUUUGUGUGGAGCGUGAUAUCAAGUUCUUAAAUGCGUCCUUACCAGUGGGAGUGAGAGAAGUUUUCAAGGAACUGUAUCACGAUUAUUCUCACUACCACAAAGCUCUAAAGCAAGGGGAUGAAAAGUACACAGCAUGAGCUACCUAUUGUCUACCUGCUGCUUUGAAAUCUCACAGAGGACUAUCUUUCAAGGUGAUGAGCACUUGCUGUUCUUAAGGUUUGUGUACUUAGUAUCUGAAAUCUAGAGGCUGUGUUCAUCUGGACAGGUGCCCAUAUCAACUUCUGUGUAGGUGACUGACAGAUGUAUGCUUUCCUAAUGAUUGCAAGCAUGUUUUGAAGAAGAAAUUGCUUACUCGGUAAAGAGAUGCUGGAGUCAGAACCUUCAAGAGACAAUGCAGUCUUCUUUUGUUGUAGGCAAUAGGUAUUCAUGUAGAACAACACGUGGAAAUAAAUCAUGUUUUUGGUUUA